Messenger RNA from Erigeron canadensis, 841 nucleotides. Its product is annotated as probable LRR receptor-like serine/threonine-protein kinase At3g47570. NCBI's taxonomy places the organism in Eukaryota, Viridiplantae, Streptophyta, Magnoliopsida, Asterales, Asteraceae. Bases 62 to 553 code for a protein of 163 amino acids. The transcript is spliced from 3 exons. The record is from RefSeq and is a predicted model, not a curated record. Gene Ontology annotation, molecular function: ATP binding; protein kinase activity. Gene Ontology annotation, biological process: protein phosphorylation.
AAGCAACAGAAGGGUUCUCUUCAGAAAAUUUGAUUGGUACAGGGGAGGUUCCAAGAGUUUUAUGGCCGAGUGUGAUGCCUUGAGAAAUAUUCGCCAUCGCAACCUUCUGAAGGUCAUAACUUCUUGUUCAAGUCUUGAUUACCAAGGCAAUGAUUUCAAAGCUUUGGGGUACGAGUUCAUGACAAAUGGGAGUCUUGAGAGUUGGUUGUAUUCAAUACAACAUAUGCUCAAUCUUGCUCAAAGAAUUAGCAUAAUCAAAGAUGUGGCAUUUGCGCUUGAAUAUCUACAUUGUCGUUGUGGGUCUAUUGUUGUUCAUUGUGAUUUGAAACCAAACAACAUUUUGUUGGAUGUUGAUAUGGUUGCACAUGUUGGAGAUUUUGGGCUCGCGAAAAUUCUUUCUCUGGAAGAAGUUUCUAGUACAAACGAGAGUAGCGCAAGUGUUAUCAGAGGAACCGUGGGGUAUGCACCUCCAGAAUACGGACUUGGAAAUGAAGUCUCGACGAGUGGUGACAUAUAUAUCUUUGGGAUUCUAUUAUUAGAGAUGUUGACAUGAAAGAAACCUGUUGAUCCAAUGUUUGAAGAAGGGCUAGGACUGCAUUCCUAUGCUAGAAGCGCCUUGAACGAUGGUUCUGUGCUUCAGAUCAUCGAUCCAGUACUCCUAGAUGAGAAUGUACAUGAAAGGAGUUUGAUCUCAUUGAUAAAAAUUGGAGUAACAUGCUCUUCCGAUUCUCCACAAGAUCGAAUAGAUAUUGCCACCGUUGUUCAUGAGCUUUUCUUAAUGACUUCUACAACCAGAUCUUGAUUUAUUAAACGUCUACAACGCAACUAGUGUCACCCAAAA